UGCCGGUGAAAAAUUCUGCACUUGCGCGCACACUGCACUGCUGCCAGACUGCAGAAAAGAAUGCAUGACAAAAGGCAUGCCUAGUAGCUAGUAGUACACGUUAAAUUGAAGGUUAAAACGUUGAAAGGACCCUAUAAAUAAAAUCCACCAACCCACUAUGGCCAACUGUAAGACAGCAGUCAGCAUUCUGCAGGAGCAUUGUGCCCAAUUAGGAAUGACGCCCAUUUACAACACCAUCAGCCAAGAGGGUCUCUCCCACCAACCUAAAUUCACCAUAAGCUGCACUGCUGGGCCUACUGUUGGAACAGGUGAUGGUGUGAGUAAGAAGUGCGCAAAACAAGCUGCAGCAGAAGCAGUUCUUCAACAAUGGGAAGUAGAGAUUCCAAAGAUUGAUAGCGCUAAAGCAGAAUCUGUAGACAACCACAAUCCUGUAGGAGAGCUGCAGGAGUUGGUGACCUUCCUAGGCUGGAGGAAACCCGAGUACAAUGAGAUUGAGGAGACUGGCCCGCCCCAUGACAGAAGCUUUGUAGUAUCUGUCACUGUAGGAAAGUUUGAGGAGAAAGGGACGGAUAAAAGCAAGCGUCUUGCUAAACGUUCAGCAGCGAGGGCCAUGCUGGAAACGAUCAAAGCACUUCCGCCUGAUACAGACCCAGGAAUCGAACCAGGAACCACAAAACCAAAGAAGAAGGCAGCACCAGCAUCUUCCAAGACUUCAGCUUGUACCCUGCAGAAUGCCACUGGAGAUAACAUCACUAGACUCUGCUCUCAUCCACUGGACUUCCAAGACUCCCAAAGCUGCCAUAUUCUGCAACUAGUAGCAGAGGAGCAACAGUUUCAGCUCAGAUACAUUGAGCUGAAGGAGCGAAGUCUCAAGAACCUUCUUCAAUGUCUAGUGGAAUUGAAAACGUCCCCCAUCGCUGUGUGUCAGGGUACUGGUCAAACUGAGGACGAGGCUCGUUCCAAUGCCGCCCGUAAUGCUUUGUAUUACAUAAAGACAAUGGCGUGCAAGCAAAAUAAUCAUGAUCCUACAGAAGUUAAAGAUGAUUUCGAACCGCCUUCUCACAAGAACCCAGUCCAGAUGCUAAACGAAAUGAACAUUGCUCCUUUGGCAUUCGUUGUCGACAGUCGAGAUGGACCUCCACAUGAUCCAGUCUACCAGCUAAGUGUGAUCGUUGAAGGAAAGAGUUUCUCAACACGAAGCAGGAAGAAACAAACUGCAAAGGAAGAGCUGGCCAGAAAGGCUCUCCUAGAUGUGUUUGGCAUCGUGUCGACCAGUAAUGGUCGUCCAUCAAUUGCUCUGAAGCCAACACCAAGUGACUGUUAUUCAAUCUGGCCAGGGAAAGAGUACUCUUGGGCAGACCAUAUCCAGAACAUAAUCGAACAAAAGCUUCGAGAAGUCACCUUCCAUGCUGGCCAGAUGAGAUAUGUGAAAUACAAGGUCCUAUCGGGUAUUGUGCAGACCUCAGGAACCAUUGAAAGUUCAAAGGUCAUUUGUAUAGCAACAGGUUCAAAGUGUCCCUUGGCUAAUGAUCCUGACACAAAGGGCAAGGUUUUAUAUGAUUGUCACGCAGAAGUUAUAGCGCACCGUUGUCUGAAGAGGUACCUUUUAGACCAGCUGAAGAAGCAUCAGAAUGAUCCCACAUCCUCUGUUUUUGUUGGUGGCAGCAGUGGGAUGCUACAACUUAAGGAAGGUGUUCAGUUUCAUCUGUAUAUUAGUUGCCCACCCUGUGGAGAUGCUGCAAGCUUUAUAAAAGACGCGAGCAAGAAGAAAACCGGCGACACCCAUCCACACCGGGGAGCAAGAGGCAUUCUCCGUGCAAAAAUCAAACAGGGUGAAAGUACAAUUCCGUUAACAGGGAAAGCUUUGACAGCCCCAGAGCGCCUCUUUGCAAUGACCUGCAGCGACAAGGUUGCAAGUUGGAAUGUCCUAGGUGUACAAGGUGCACUGUUGAGCAAGAUCAUUGCCCCAGUGUACUUGUCCAGUGUUGUUCUUGGCAUGCAGUGCCACUACGACCACCUCCCGAGAGCUCUCUACGGACGCCUCACAGACCUCCCAACCUUGCCAAGAGGCUUCAUACUAAACAAGCCUCUCAUGGUUGGUACCACUAAACCAAGUCUGUACCUCUUCGGCAUUUCUCCAUCCUCCAAAUCGCCUAGCUUUGGAAUCAACUGGAUAGAGGGUAAUAAAGACAUUGAAGUAAUCACAACGGAGACGGGGUUGACUAAGGAUGGCGUUGCAUCCUGUGUAUCUAAGAAGGAAAUCUUCAACACCUACUUGAGCAUUAUGGAGAAUUCUCACUCAAGGCAGCGCGCCACAGAUUCACCUCAGAAGGACCAGAAGAGGGGGAGUGGAUCCCGAAAAAGUAAACAGGGUAAAAAGAAUGUAGUUCCUCAACCUGAACCCAAGGGACCGAGAACGUACAAGGAAGAGAAGAAAACAGCUGAUGCUUACCAACAGUGUAAGGUUAUCAUGAAGGCUACAUUUCUAUCUGAAGGGUUGGGUCGGUGGCUCGUCAAACCAACAACUUGUGAUGAGUUCUUCAGUGACUCUUAAUAGCAGUGUGUUAUUACUUUCAGGCACCCAAGUAUCAAUUACUCCUGAGUACUAUGUACUAGUUUUAGGGUGAAAAUGUGUGCUUAUUUGACCUUCAAAAAUGGACUCGUCAAUAUUGUCGUAGUUAACGUAUAAACGAGUAUGAUAAACCUUGAUCGGGCGAGUUUGUCUAUUUAAAACGUUUGGAACCGUUUGUUACUAAAUGCAUGUUUAGAAAGAUGUUUGAAAAGUAGAAUAUAACGAUCCACACAAAUGCAAUGUGCAUGUAUGCCUCGCAUUUUUUUGCGUGGUUUUCCUUUAACUUUGCGAACACACGGUCGGCCAUUUUGUGGAGUCAACGUACCUGUGUGACCAAUGACAUUGCGGUAAAAGUCUAUGAACAGUCUUCUUGUACAUGUUAAUGCAUUUUAUGUGUGCUGUUGUUGUAGAGCAAUCCAGGCCAAACUAAUAUAAUAAGUGUAUUAUUUACAAUGUCACCAGUGAGCAAUGACAACCUGUUUUUCUGUUUUAGUAUUCUGGUUUUAGAUAAUGUAUUGUAAAACAUUGUUCAUUAUAGUGAUCUGCCUUUGCACGAUAUUAGAUUUAAGUUUUUAGAUGGUGUGGCUGAUAGCCAAUGAAGUAUUCCACCCCACCCUGCGCCGACUGUACCCCAUAUACUUUAAAUUGUCUAUAAUUAUUUUAAACUUAAAUGCUGUACUGAUUAUUUGCAGUUAUAAAUUAAUUGAAAGCCUACGUCACUUUGCAAUGUGGAGGAAAUGUCGUUUAUCAACUUUAGUCUAUGUACAACUCUCACGUUCAUCUAUGUUAUUGGGGCAUUCACGUCCUCGGGGGGGGGGGGGGGACUUUAGAUGCAAAAUUUAUUGAAAGUGGUAUUUAUGGCUAUACUUGCCGUGAAACACUUGCCGUGAAAGUCUUCCCUUGAAGGCAAAUAAACCUUUGAUUUCUGCACCAUUUGAUUGCAAUAAUGAUGACUCAGAACAAACUUGCCGGAUAUAAUGUAUAGGUUGUUAAAUUUUUUAUUAAUUUAUAAAUGAUUUGAUAAAAACGUUAAGAUCGGAAAUAAUUUCAUUUGUAAGAUUAAAUCAUGUAUAUGCAAUAUUAUAUAAACAGUGUAAUUCAAACUGAACUAUAAAUUAUUAACAUUUUAAUUUCUUGGAAUCCUUGAUUAACAGCACAUUUUUUUAUUAUCAAUCUGGUAAGUUCAAUAUUUAGCUUUUUUAACGUGAUAUAAUUUGUCAAAGGACUAUCGGUUAAAUACACCUUGCAUAAACAUUUGUAAUUAUCUUAAGCAUACAAAAGUAAAUUUGAAAGUUCGUUGGUUAUAAAGUAUAACCCAGCAGAGGCCCAUAUCCAUCCAAUCACAAAUACUGUUAAAGUCACCUGGAAGUGGUAUUUUUUCAAAAUAAAGCUUUUGUUACUAAUAUAUGUGUUUUGAUGAGUGGAAU
This is a messenger RNA of Asterias rubens (European starfish), 3999 nucleotides long. Its product is annotated as double-stranded RNA-specific editase 1-like. Gene Ontology annotation, biological process: adenosine to inosine editing; RNA processing. The transcript has 8 exons. Bases 158 to 2554 code for a protein of 798 amino acids. The record is from RefSeq and is a predicted model, not a curated record. Gene Ontology annotation, cellular component: cytoplasm; nucleolus. Lineage: Eukaryota; Metazoa; Echinodermata; Asteroidea; Forcipulatida; Asteriidae. Gene Ontology annotation, molecular function: tRNA-specific adenosine deaminase activity; double-stranded RNA adenosine deaminase activity; double-stranded RNA binding.